Molecule: messenger RNA, 1419 nt
Organism: Eremomyces bilateralis CBS 781.70
Lineage: Eukaryota; Fungi; Ascomycota; Dothideomycetes; Eremomycetales; Eremomycetaceae
Product: putative sphingoid long-chain base transporter RSB1
Exons: 2
Coding region: 269-1306 (345 amino acids)
Cellular component (GO): fungal-type vacuole; plasma membrane
Source: RefSeq, a predicted model, not a curated record
GUUUUUCUUAAGUUGCUGUAUACGGCUCUCACCUUGUCAGAAUCCCCUACACCAUUCAGUUUUGUUCAUCGCCACCUCGUCUCCAUCUGUUCAAUACUAUCCCAAUAAUAGUGACCGGAAGACCGCGGGUUUCUGUCGGCGGGUCGUUUCCGAUAGAAAACCACCCUCGUGGAUAUCCUUCUGAUAGAUCAACGGCAAAAGAAAGAUAUCAAUUUGCAAACGGGACGUCGAACCUUGUCUGCAUCUGAACACGGCCGAGGCGCUCCGGAUGUCGAACGCCUUCGAAAAAUGCCUUCUGGGCCUUGAUACGAUCACGAACAACAACCGCCGCGAUUGCAGAGAGCUCUGCACUCUCGAAACAUGCCCUCUAGGAUACUCAUACUGGGGCUACCUGCCGUCUCUGGCGGCGAAUAGCCUUUUCACAGCCCUCUUCGCCCUCACCGUCGUCGCAUUCGUUGUCCAGAGUGUGGUGUAUCGAAGUUUUCAUGGCUUCACAAUCGCCAUGAUUUGCGGUAGCCUUUUGGAGAUGAUAGGAUAUAUCGGACGGGUUAUGGCCCAUAGCAAACCAUUUGCUGAGGACCCUUACCUCCUCCAAAUCAUCUGCCUGACUAUUGCCCCGGCCUUUUACGCUGCCGGCAUAUACCUUCUUCUCAAACGCGUCGUCCUCAGCAUUUCCUCCGCCGCAUCACCGAUCCCCGCCCGAUACUACCCCCGCAUCUUCAUCCCAUGUGACGUCGCCUCUCUCCUCUUGCAAGCCAUCGGCGGCGGUAUUGCCGCCUCCGCCUCCCACUCCGACCGCGACCCCACGGCCGGCAACAACAUCAUGAUUGCGGGUCUUGCCUUCCAAGUCUUUACGAUGCUCAUGUUCAUCAUCUUCUCCCUCGUCUUUGCGUGGCGCGUCUAUUCUCUGAUGCGAUCCCAAGGCGCCGAUGCCGCGCUGGAGCAAGGGGCGGGAUUGGCGACGUUACGAAGCAGUUUCAAGUUCAAAGCGUUUAUCGUCACGCUGUCAUUCGCGACACUGUGUAUCUUCACGCGAUGUGUGUAUCGUGUCGCGGAGCUGAGCGAGGGUUGGGAUGGACGGUUGAUCUCGACGCAGAGAUACUUUAUCGGGCUGGAGGGCGCGGUGAUCGCCGCGGGGAUAGUAGCGCUCAACCUGUUUCAUCCGGGGAUGUGCUUCCAGCAGGGCUAUGCGGGCAUGCCGUGGAGGUCGACAACGAAGGUGGAGAAGCAGGAAGGAGCCAAAGAAGCGGUAGUGAUGAGCAUAGACGGGAGCGAGAAAGGUAGCAAUGGUGUCGUUGUGCCAUAACGCAGCGGUGCGUCCUCGAUUUUCGCUCUGUUGCUAUUAGCCUUUGAGUGGAAAAUUUAGCCAGCGGGCUAUCCAAGUGUACGAGCGUUUUAGGAUUCUGACAGCGCAUUGGA